AUCCGGUCCUCGCGAGGCGCUUUCACUUUCUUUUCCUCGCAAAACAAACCCUGCUGCUGAAAAUAGCGACUUCCACUAAAGGAAAGAAAAAGCGACAGAAAAAAAAAGAGUUGGCGAGUCUUUUUACUAUAAAGAUGGCUGGCGAAGUAAGGACCAUCCAAGUGAGCGGUCUGCCCAUGGACGUUUCUGAGAAUCGUCUCAUAGACAAACUUCAGAUCCAUUUCCUGCGUAAGAAGAACGGUGGAGGUGAUGUCAGCAAGGUCACUGUUUCCAAAACGAUGCCUGGAACAGCCUUCAUCACGUUUGAGGAGAGCGAAGUCGCCUCAAGACUCGCACAGACAAGAAAGCAUGUCCUCAAAGUCAAUGACAAAAGCUAUGACAUCACCGUCAGCCUUCAGUCUGAAGAAGUGGAUGUGGAUAAAGUCCUGUUGUUUAUGUCGGUACUGGUUGACCCCAGGCAAAUCCCAGGAGGAAAAAACACUCUUUUUUCUUUGCAUAAACGUUUUCCAGGAGUCCAAUUCACUUACGACUUCGACAAACAUCUGUACACUCUGCAAGGACGCUACAGUGAGGUUCAGGGGCUCAGCAGCUUGGUGCUGGAGUCACUGCAGAAACAGGACCAGAGCUCAGAUGAUAAGGCACAGCCCAAGAGAGCAAGCAAAAAGACAUAUAACUCACCCCUGAUGGAAUCUGCCAGCAGCCAGGUAGAUGCAAAUAAAGACACUGAGGAAGUAAAACACAGUGAAGGGUUGGGUCUGGACCUGGAGAGUAAAAGCUGGAAAACAGAUUUACCUCUGGCAAGUGCUUCCAGCAAUCAGAAAUCACAUACGGCUUCGACAGAAAACAAAUGGGACUCAGAUAUUGGAGCUUUGUAUGAAGACUUUUCCCUGAUUGUAGAUUCAGACAUUUUCCGUUAUCUCCAUCAAUACUCCACGGAGUACCAGAGCAUCCUCAAGCAGCACAGGAUAGAGGUUCUGGAUGUGAACUGUGAUGACAUCACGACUUUAUAUCUCAAACCUAAAUCAGCCUUGUCUCCAAAUGACAUAAGUUCUGUUAUAAAGGCCCAUGAGGAUCUGGCACAUCUGUACCAGCAGAAAGAGUCACAGCUACGCAAGGAGCAUGUUUAUAAGCGUGAAAUUCCAGAGAAGGAACUCACACAUGCUCUGGAGUCCCUUAGGGAGAGGCUGCCGAUGCUAAUGAUCCAUGAGGAUGACAGGAAUGUAUAUAUGGUUGGAAGUAAAAGUGACGUAUCUGAAGCCAAGCAGUUUAUUGUUGGCAUGCGAGGAUUUGGGAUGAAGAAAGAAAUCCACUCAGAACAUCUAUUUGUUCCCUCUGAUUCCAAAUGUACCUUCUCGAAACAAGGAGGUGCAGCUUCCCAUGACCUAUUCACGGCAAAGAAGGACCUCCAAGAUACGAACCAAAGAUGGACUGCUAGAAAGAACUCCAGCAAGAAAGGGCACGAUUCUGUUGAAUCUCUGAAAAAAAUUGAUGAACAGAUUGAGAAGUCAACAGAAGACAUUUUCAGUUUCAGAAGAACUGAAGUUUCACAAGAGAAACAUGUCGCAAGCAAUCCAGAAUGGAUGGAGUCUGGUAGCUGGCUGGACAAAAAUAAAUACACAGAUUCUCUCUUUGUUUUUUCCAAGCCUUCUGCUCCACACUCUGUUUUGGAUAGAGAUGAAAACACAUUCAGCAAGUCAGAGGAAAUGGGAACUGACUCAGAGACACAAAUCAAGUCGAAUAAAGGGAACAAGACCAAACAAACUGAGACUGGGAAGGAACGAAAAAUGGCCGCCAAUUUUAGUAGAGAGAUGAACAGUGGCAUAAAGGAUUUAACAUCUUAUAGAUUAGAAAUUCCCAAAAACGAUGAAGGUGUAUCUGUAAAGGAGAGAAAGAGAAUUGAUAGUGGACAGCCACAGUCUCUUCCCAUUAUCAAGCCAUCUUUGAAUAGUAAUCUGGAUCCAAACACUUUACAUGGUAGUGCGACUGCCCAGACCAGCACAAGCACAAUGGAGAGUCAGGAGCUAAAAGGUGACAAGAUGUCAAAAUCUAAACUUACAGUGACUCCAGCUUGUUUGAGUGGAGACCAAGAGGCCAAAAAUUUCCCUGCUAUGCCUUCAGAAUCAACCCUGAAAAGGUCCAAUAGCUUCAGUGGCGAGAUGAAAAAAGAUGAAGCAAUGCAAAUGGCUGUAGAUUUAUCUGCUGGACAAAAGGGAAUAAGCCAAAAUUCUGAGAAAAGAGAAAUCAUUGCUAUGGAUAUAGUUUUGUCUUUUAGACUGUGGCUGUACCUUACGUCGGUUUAUAAUACUGAAAUUGAGAAUUUGACAUCUGACCUGCAAAUUAAAGAGAAGUUGGAUAAGGAAGACAUCACAUUGUGUCUAAGAGGAGUAGACUCUGAAAAGGUGGGUGAAUGUCACCGUGGUUUGAAGAGUCUCAUUGCUACAGCUAAAAUGGACUUUGAAGCAAGAACACUACCACUGUCCAAGUUCGGACUGUCGAACAGCAAGGAUAAACUCUUGAUAGAGCUGUGUACAUUAUUGAAGCAGCGCUAUAAGAUGGUUAAAGUCCUAGUAAUGUCCACUGAUAUAAUUAUCCUAGGCCCUAAACCAUUGUGUGAUGAGGUUGAGGACACUAUGGCAAAGGUCUUCCAUGAACGGGGAAAUACGUUGGAGAAUAAGCUGCCUCCCAAACCAGUUAGUUUACAUAGCAGCAAAGGACCUGAGAAAUUACAUGGCCACCAGCCAACAUCCUCAGCCAUAUCUGAGCAAAAUGUUGCUCGUUCCUCAAAAAAGGUUCCUCAGGUUUUAAGUAACCAAACUAAAGGCACCAGAGAACAAGACAAUCAAAGUCAAAACCAGAACAAGAUGAAAGAAGAAAAGUUGGAACAGUUGGAUAAGAAAGAUCCUACUUUAAUGGAGCACGAUGGUGGGACCAUGAACAUCGAGAACAGAGACACCUCAUCUGGUAACAUCAUCACUUCUGCCACAAGACAAGACAAAGCUGAUGGUGAGACUAACAGAGACCAAACAAGCACCACUGCUCAGAGCACGGAAACGUUUAUUAAACAAAUAAACCCAGCCAUUUCAGUGGACCAAAUCAGGCAUUCUCAGGGGUCACCUGGAGUUUCAGAUACCAAGAACAACAUCAUGCCACCUCAUGCAAGUGGAAAUCAGAGCCUUCUUUCAUGCCAUGUGUGUAAAAAAGAACACAGCACUGUUAAGCAAACAGCAUGUGGCUUUAACUGUUGCAGUGAGUGUGAAGAAGUUCAUAACAGCUGCAGAAUCUGUAGGACCUCUGGUAUCAAAGGUACCAUGACCAUUCAAGAAUCAACAAUAACAAUUCCUGGAUUUAACAGAGACACAACACUGAGGAUUAUCUAUGACAUACCCGAUGGUAUUCAAGGGGAGGAUCAUCCCUGCCCAGGGGAACCUUUUAAAGGCAACAGAUUUGAAGCCUUUUUACCGCAUAACAAAAGCUCUACAAAGCUUCUGCCUCUUCUGGAGAAAGCUUUUCACAAAGGACUCACCUUCACAGUCAAAGUAGGAUCUGCAGAUGAUGAUGGAAACAGAGAAGGAAGAGUGGUCUGGGGAAACAUUCCUCAUAAAACCAAUACAGAAGGGGGCGCCUCUAAGAACGGCUAUCCUGACUUCAACUACAUCAGACGCUUGGAGGAGGCGUUGAAAGCAGCAGGAUUCGGAGAAUAAAUGCUCUUUCCAUGACUGCUGUUUAUCACACCCUGUUCUCAUGACGGAAUUGUGUAGAGAAUCACAGAUCAAUCUCGUGGGUUUAUUGGUUAAAUCUCUACACCGGGUUUCUGUUGAACUAUGACCUGAUCCCAAGCUCAAUGUGUGAAUGGUGUCCUGAGGUGUUCUGGCGGUCUGUCUGGGGUGUGUUAGUUCUCUGCACCUGCCGUUCACAGGAUAGACUCCGUGUCCUCGGAUAUAGCGAGGAUGAAUGGUUUGAUUAAUACUGUUAUUCAUUAGCAUUGAAAAUAUUAUACUUUUGAAAUAUUUAGUAUUUUAUUACUCUUAUUUACAAUUCAGAAAACAGCUCUGGUGCAGUAGUAAUGCCAAAGUGCACCAAUGGGUAAAAUACCUUUUGCAUAAACUGGGCUUGUCCUUUCCAAAGUCCUCUACGGUGUUUGCUUUUUCCUGGUCUGAGUUAAGUAAUGACAAAUAAAAUAAUAACACUAUCCAUAAGAGUGAUGGGGAAGGGAACAUUAAAAUCAUCAGAAUGCUGCAAUCUGCACCAAGCUUUUUUCUAAAAUUUCUAAAAGUUUUUUUCUAAAAGUGUGUGCGAGUGUGUGAGUUGUUUGUCGACCUGAAAGGGAUUUAAGGUUUAAGGAUUAAAAUGAUUUGAUGUUCAUAGUAAUAUAUGCUUUAUUUAAAAUAGUGUUUAUUUCCAUAAUUGAACUGUUUUUCCAUUCGAACUGAAUAAACACUUCUGUCUUA
Molecule: messenger RNA, 4448 nt
Organism: Hemibagrus wyckioides
Lineage: Eukaryota; Metazoa; Chordata; Actinopteri; Siluriformes; Bagridae
Exons: 8
Coding region: 135-3701 (1188 amino acids)
Biological process (GO): protein ubiquitination; Notch signaling pathway
Molecular function (GO): RNA binding
Source: RefSeq, a predicted model, not a curated record